AUGGCGUCGAGUUCGACCAUGGAUUUGGCGAUGGGCCCCGGCGUCCUCCUCCCCCGCAGCGCGGUCCCAUACGCCUCCUUCGCUCGAGGAAGGGGAAGGAGCGCGAGCGGGAGGAGCAGGAAUCUGGCGCUCUCCGCUUCCUUCUCUAACGGUGCAGCUGUGCCAUCCCUGACAACUGACUCAGAGAAGAAGGGCCCAGUGAUAAUGGAAAUUCCACUGGACCAAAUCCGGAGGCCACUGAUGCGAACGCGUGCCAAUGAUCCAGUCAAGGUGCAAGAACUCAUGGACAGUAUCCGUGUCAUCGGCCUCCAAGUACCUAUUGAUGUGCUGGAGGUCGAUGGGAUCUACUAUGGCUUCUCUGGAUGCCACCGCUAUGAGGCUCACCAGCGCCUUGGUCUCCCGACCAUUCGCUGCAAAGUUCGUCGUGGAACAAAAGAAACACUGAGGCACCAUAUGCGAUGA
Messenger RNA from Miscanthus lutarioriparius, 462 nucleotides. Lineage: Eukaryota; Viridiplantae; Streptophyta; Magnoliopsida; Poales; Poaceae. The record is from the annotation of a GenBank genome assembly.